Athalia rosae (coleseed sawfly) is the source of this 497-nucleotide messenger RNA. RefSeq names its product COMM domain-containing protein 7-like. The coding region runs from base 244 to 471 and encodes 75 amino acids. The record is from RefSeq and is a predicted model, not a curated record. Gene Ontology annotation, biological process: tumor necrosis factor-mediated signaling pathway; negative regulation of DNA-templated transcription. NCBI's taxonomy places the organism in Eukaryota, Metazoa, Arthropoda, Insecta, Hymenoptera, Athaliidae. Gene Ontology annotation, molecular function: NF-kappaB binding. The transcript is spliced from 2 exons.
UUUUACAAUUUUCCGGACAAGCAAGUCUUUGCUAUCAGCAGAGAUUUCCCGACUGACUGUCCGUUUUGAUAAAAACAAACGCAUGUUUUCUUUCUUUCUGUUUUGAUAUCACAAUCCAUAAUUUUGAGUAGGAAUUUGUGGUCUCGGGCCGAGGGGAAAACAAAGUAAGUUCGCAGCGCCAAUAAAACAUUUGACAAACGCCAAACGAAAAAGACGCGGGGAAAUACGCGAAGAGGAAAUAAAAUGAAUGUCGCUCCGAGUACGAUCCUCGACGUUGAUUGGAAAUUCGGUGUGACCGCAGCCAGCAGCGAAUCGGAUAGAUUGGGAAAAACUUUUCUCCAAUUAAAAUUGCUGGUCGAUGAAGGGAAUGGAAAAACUAGCAAUAUAUUCACCGAAAUGAACCUCGUGCAGUUUUACAAAUUUCUACACGAUUUGGAGAAGGCUAAGAGUAACCUUGAACUCUUGCAAUAAAUGUAAUAAUUAUAUCGUAAAGCGAA